UCCAGCCCCUCGCCGUCCUCCCGCUGCGGGCAGAGGCUGCCGCCGGCUCCGCGCUCCACGCCGGGGCACCGGCGGCCACCGGGAAGGUCGGAGGGAGGGUGGUUUCCUCCCGCCCCACACCCAGUCUCCGAGCCGGAUGUACAGAGUGUCACGUUUGGGAGCCGAAAGACCAGAGCCGUUUCCCUGUGGCUGGAGCGCUUCCCGCAGCCUCGGGCAGGGGCCGGCACUGAGGACCACUAGUUAAACUCCACCCCGUGCCGGAGGAGCAGGCACCUCUGUCCAGAGCUCUAAAGGACAAAGGGAAGAACCAUGUCCACGAUUGCAGCUUUCUAUGGUGGCAAGUCCAUUCUCAUUACUGGGGCCACGGGCUUCAUGGGCAAAGUGCUGAUGGAGAAGCUAUUUCGCACCAGCCCCGACCUGAAAGUCAUUUACAUCCUUGUGAGGCCCAAGGCUGACCAGACACCGCAGCAGAGGGUUUUCCGGAUCCUAAAUAGUAAGCUCUUUGAAAAAGUCAAAGAAGUUUGUCCACAUGUGCAUGAGAAGAUCAGAGCUAUCUCUGCAGAUCUCAAUCAGAGCGACUUUGCCAUCAGCAAGGAGGACACGCAGGAGCUUCUCUCCUGCACAAACAUCGUCUUCCACUGUGCCGCCACUGUACGCUUUGACGACCAUCUGAGACAUGCCGUGCAACUAAACGUCGCUGCCACCCAGCAGCUCUUGCUUAUGGCCAGUCAGAUGCCAAAGCUCGAAGCCUUCAUACAUAUCUCUACUGCCUAUUCAAAUUGUAACCUGAAGCACAUCGAUGAAGUCAUCUAUCCAUGCCCUGUGGAGCCAAAAAAAAUCAUCGACUCCAUGGAGUGGUUGGACGACGCUAUUAUUGAUGAGAUUGCACCCAAGCUGAUCGGGGAUUGGCCCAAUGCUUACACCUACACCAAGGCCCUGGGAGAGAUGGUGGUGCAGCAGGAGAGCAGGAACCUAAACAUUGCCAUCAUAAGGCCCUCCAUUGUGGGAGCAACCUGGCAGGAGCCUUUCCCAGGUUGGAUUGAUAACCUAAAUGGACCUACUGGGCUCAUUAUUGCGGCUGGGAAAGGAUUUCUUCGGGCCAUAAGAGCUACUCCAAUGGCUGUAGCAGAUUUAAUUCCAGUUGAUACAGUCGUCAACCUCACCUUGGCUGUAGGAUGGUACACGGCAGUACACAGACCUAAGUCAACAUUAAUCUACCACUGUACAUCUGGUAACCUCAAUCCCUGUAAUUGGGGCAAAAUGGGAUUCCAAGUCUUGGCAACCUUUGAAAAAGUCCCAUUUGAGAAAGCUUUUAGGCGGCCCAAUGCUGACUUCACAGCCAACACCAUCACAACCCAUUACCGGAACGCAGUCAGCCACCGCGCCCCUGCCAUCAUCUAUGACUUCUAUCUGCGGCUCACAGGAAGGAAGCCCAGGAUGACAAAGCUCAUGAAUCGGCUUAUAAGAAACGUUUCCUUACUGGAGUAUUUCCUCAACCGCAGUUGGGAGUGGAGCACAGACAAUACAGAAAUGCUGAUGUCCGAGCUGAGUCCUGAGGACCAGAGGGUAUUCAACUUCGAUGUGCGCCAGUUGAACUGGUUGGAAUACAUUGAAAAUUAUGUUUUAGGAGUUAAGAAGUACUUAUUGAAAGAGGAUAUGGCUGGGAUCCCAGAAGCAAAGCAACACUUAAAAAGGCUCCGAAACAUUCACUACCUCUUCAAUACCGCCUUCUUCCUCAUCGCCUGGCGCCUUCUCAUUGCCAAAUCUCAGAUCGCUCGGAAUGUCUGGUUCUUCAUCGUGAGCCUCUGUUAUAAAUUCCUCUCCUACGUUAGAGCAUCCAGCAUGCUCAAGGUCUAAGAACAUUUGGCAAUCUCCUUUUGUCUGGAACCUCUCAGAUACCUCUAGAACAGCAAACUACGGUUCUCAAGAUUAGGAAGUAACAAAGAAUAUG
This is a messenger RNA of Ceratotherium simum simum (southern white rhinoceros), 1951 nucleotides long. It is a transcript of the gene FAR2, whose product is annotated as fatty acyl-CoA reductase 2. Gene Ontology annotation, molecular function: alcohol-forming very long-chain fatty acyl-CoA reductase (NADP+) activity. The record is from RefSeq and is a predicted model, not a curated record. Lineage: Eukaryota; Metazoa; Chordata; Mammalia; Perissodactyla; Rhinocerotidae. Gene Ontology annotation, cellular component: peroxisome. Gene Ontology annotation, biological process: long-chain fatty-acyl-CoA metabolic process.